UUCAGUCAGUGAUGGAGGGAGAUUCAGUCGCUCUAAACACUGAUCUUACUGAAAUGAUGGAUGAUGUGAUUCAGUGGAGGUUUGGAACUAAUAACACUUUAAUAGCUGAAAUCAGUGUACUGGAGGACAGCAUCACUGUAUAUGAUGACGUUCUUGAUGGGAGAUUCAGAGACAGACUGAAAGUGGAUCAUCAAACUGGAUCUCUGACCAUCACAAACAUCACAACUGAACAUAAUGGAGUUUAUGAACUACAGAUCAACAGUGUGUUCAAGAGUUUCAGUCUCACUGUCUACAGUGUUCUGCCUGUUCCUGUUAUCAGCAGUAACUCUUCACAAUGUUCUUCAUCAUCAUCAUCAUCAUCAAAUUGUUCAUUGGUGUGUUCAGCUGUGAAUGUGGGUCAUGUGACUCUCUCCUGGUACAAAGGAAACAGUUUAUUGUCCAGCAUCAGUGUGUCUGAUCUCAGCAUCAGUCUCUCUCUACCUCUGGAGGUGGAAUAUCAGGAUAAAAACACCUACAGCUGUGUGCUGAACAAUCCCAUCAGCAACCAGACUCAACAUCUGGACAUCACUCACCUCUGUCACACAUGUUCAGAUAAAGCCCUACCUUUAUUUUACAUAGUGCUGAUCUCUGCUGGAUCUCUGUUGAUUGUUUCUGCAGUCGUGACGUGCUGCAUCUGCAGGAAAUGUAGAAAAACAGUCGAGACACAGGAGGAAGACGGAACAGAUGCAGCAUUCUGUAAACCAACAACACGAAAAACAAAAUCAAAGACGAAUGCUGUGUAUGAAAAUGUCCCUAAAAACCGGUGAUGAAACACUCUCCCAUAUGCACACGAGUAGUUAUUGUAUUGUUUAAAAUGUUGUUGGUCUGUCAUGAGUGGAGCACAAAUAGCAUCCAGAAACCUAACUAACAUUUUCUAACAUCUUACCAUAUGGAAACUGAUCUAACUUUCAUUAUUAAACAUUGAUCCCACCCUUCUGUUUCUUUUGCCUUUUAAUUCCUGUUCAUUUAUUAUUAUUAUUAUUAUUUUUACAAUAUCAUACAGACACUGAUAUAUUGUGGAUAUUUUGGCAAGUAUUGCACAAGCACAUCAUCGCCCUUUAGUGUCCAAAUCGGGAAAUUGCAUCUCUUGAAGAAUAGCAUUACUUAAUAGUCACCAAAGGACUGAUAUCACAGGGUUCACCCAGUUCACCAAAAAAAAAAACAUUCUGUCAUCAUUUCAUCAUUUCUUCAUAUCUGAAGACUCAAUCACUUUAUAUGAUGAACAGAUUGAAAUUAGGCUUUUAUUCACAUAGAAACAUUCAUCAGCGCACAUCAGAUGCUCAAGCAUGUUUACUUGAUGUGUGAAAACCAGUGAAGUUUAUUCUCGUGUUAUACAGCAUGUUUGAGCUUCUGCAAGAAUCAAUGUGGUUCAAUCUUGUGUUUUUUGAGUGCAGAUUCUGAUCAUAAAAGUGUUAUUUUUCUGCUUAAAUGGAAACGCAGUUGUUUCACUAAUUAAAGUGAGACUAAAAAAGCUGGGAGCCUGGAAAGUAGAGUGUGAUGUAAUAAAAAAGAAGAAAAAAUGAUUAAAAAAGAUUUUAUCGAAAAAGUAUUUUCUACUCAAAAGUGUUAUAUAAAACUUAAGGUUAUUCGCAGCUGUUGCAGCAUUGUUGUUAGUAUUAUAAUUAUCAAAAAAUGCCAGCAGGGUCAAUACGAGGACGUUCAAUUAAGACAUUCAGAUGCAAUGGCCCCUUAAAAAGUUGAAAAAGGUCUAUUAACAAUUAAAUGGCCCAAUUUAGCAUUUUCAAGCUUGAAUCUAAAAGUCUUAAAACAAAUGAAUCAGACUGAAUGCAUGUGUACAUCCAUCCUGUAUAAUACUCCUCUUUACAUCUCUGUACAUAAAUGUGGUUUGAUGUGUUUAUGAUGGACACAUGAACACAUGCUGUUACUGGAAGUGUGUGGUUGUUAGUUUGAGUGUGUUGAGGUGUUAGUAUUGUCUGUAUGAAUAGCAUGUGGUUAAAGACCUUUGAAAACAAUUCAGUUUUAGCUUAUCUCAGUUAAUUCUGACAACAAAAUAAAUUAAAUGAACAAAUUUCAGCCAUUGUCAGUGAAUCAUGUGUUUUAAUGACAUCUGUACCAUGAAUGUACAAUUCUUUCAAGUUACUUGAGUUUCCAAGGUAAGAAAAUAAACCCAGUGCAUAAAUACCUAGGCUAAUGCAAAGUAAAAAAAAAAAAAAAAAAAAAAA
This is a messenger RNA of Ctenopharyngodon idella (grass carp), 2222 nucleotides long. RefSeq names its product SLAM family member 9-like. Bases 12 to 806 code for a protein of 264 amino acids. The transcript has 4 exons. The record is from RefSeq and is a predicted model, not a curated record. Lineage: Eukaryota; Metazoa; Chordata; Actinopteri; Cypriniformes; Xenocyprididae.